This is a messenger RNA of Phlebotomus argentipes, 6421 nucleotides long. RefSeq names its product phosphatidylinositol 4-kinase alpha (gene Pi4KIIIalpha). Gene Ontology annotation, cellular component: cytoplasm; plasma membrane. Gene Ontology annotation, molecular function: 1-phosphatidylinositol 4-kinase activity. The record is from RefSeq and is a predicted model, not a curated record. Gene Ontology annotation, biological process: phosphatidylinositol phosphate biosynthetic process; phosphatidylinositol-mediated signaling. The transcript is spliced from 5 exons. The coding region runs from base 137 to 6304 and encodes 2055 amino acids. Lineage: Eukaryota; Metazoa; Arthropoda; Insecta; Diptera; Psychodidae.
AUGUCUACUUUUUUCAUGGUGCAGUAAAAAGUGAUUUUCACUGUGGAAAAUUGUAUAAUCGACCCAAAUUCUAGUUGAAAAGUGUACACUAAGUGUCCGAGUAUCUUUUUCAGUUGUAGGAUUGACAAAAUUCGCCAUGAUGACGGUGGAAAAGUUCACUUUUCAGAGCACUGUUUAUGGCACCGCCCGCAUACUAUCGCAGCUCCCUUCUGUGGCGUGGACAAGGGUGGAGGUGAUUUAUCAGUACUGUCCACAGGAGAACAAUGUGGGUGUCUUUUGCUUGGACAGUCGAAAUGAAGACGCUGUGAUUGCUCUGGGAAUUUUUCUUCUGGAGAGUGGUUUGCAGCAUGAGGAAGUCAUCGUGCCGUACUUGAUAAAACUGGCCAAAGGACUGCCCAAGGCGGUGUGGAUUGACGAUGGAAAUGCACGCAGGGAGCAAUAUCGCAUUCCGGCCACGGAGAAUUUCUCUUUCUGCCUCAAUACACUGCUCACGGACGUGUCUGUGCGGUGUAUUAAGUACAGGGAGGAAAUCCUCGCCACGCAAAUUGACAUACUCAACGUUCUGGCCAAUAUCAUCAAACAGAAGAACGCUGUGUCGCCCAUGAUACUGUGCAAGGCCACAGUUCCACUGUUUCUCGGUCUGGCACGCUCAAUGGGACGCUUUACCACGACAGAUCCACCUCUUCUGUGCCGUCUCUUUCCAAAAUCCUCCACCAUGAGCGAGAAAAAGCCGCCAACCAAGGGCCAGAUGGUGCAGUCGCCCUCCAUAAACCUGGAGUGCGUGAAGAAGAAGGUCUUCUCGCAAUAUCUCCACAAGUAUUACAUUCCCUACAACGCCAAUGCUCUGUACUUCUCCAAGUAUGGCUCUAGCUUUCAGUUUCCUGUGGGGAAAGACGAGCCGGGCGACAAAACAGGCAAAAAGGAGAAGCCUCAAGAGUGCACAAUCCAAUUCCCAGUGCAGCACCUUCAGACAAUCUUCGCCAUAUCGAAGAAAAUGCUGGCCAAGGAAGUCUUGGCAUAUCUGGAUGAGCAGGCGGGCGAUGUGUAUGAAUUGAGACACCAUGGCAGAUAUUAUGGCUAUCAGUCAUUCUCAGAAACCAUCAAUCUCGUCAUUGUGACACUCUUGCGUGAACUUCUGCAGACUCAGUGUGAUCUGCCGGCACCUUUCACGCGAGAUGUGCAAGAGUUUGUGAAGGAUCUCUUCUUGAAUGGCAACACACAGCUCCAGAAUCGCCAAUUUGAUGAUUCAGAUGCCAAGUGGCGCGAUAAGAAUGCCCACUACGUCAACAAGUACAAGCUGAAUGUCCUGGCGAAUGCUGCCUGUGUGGAUCUCUUGGUCUGGGCAGUGGCUGACGAGACAGGUGCUGAUAAGCUGUGUGGCAGGCUGUAUCAGAAGCUGAAUUCUGUGCUGAACCACAAACUGGUGAUGGAUCACAUGCCACUGCUGAUGGUGUGUCUCGAGGGUUUGGGAAAACUGGCUCAGAAGUGUCCAAAUAUUGCUGGAACUUCUGUCUCUUACUUGAGAGACUUCCUGGUGAAUCCCAGCCCAAUUCUGGCCAAUCUGUAUGCAUUUACGUGUGCACAGCAGAAGAAGGACAAGGAGAUUCCCUUCACGCUGAUCGUUCAGAGUCCAGAAGCGCAAGCCUUGAGUUAUCAAUCAACAAAACCAAUGCAGAUGACAAGAGCGGCUCAGGUGGCUUUUGAGUCGCUGCGAAAUGCAGCAAUUGAGAAUCUGAGCAAGGCCUUGAGGGCAGCGCAUCUCAUGGAUCCGUAUUGUGUGCCGGCACUCGUGGCAAACGUAUCUAAUCGUCUCUUCACGGCGGAGAAACAGGGAAAUGACUCAAAGGACUCAUCGUCGAUUGUUUCCCUGAAUAUCAUCGUGAUGCUGGGCCAGGUGGCUGUGACACUGAAGGAUACGCCCAAGACCACUCAUAGCAUCCUCCAGUUCUUCAUUCAGCGCUUCUGCAAGGUUCCGUCGGAGCAGAAUGUGCUUAUUGUGGAGCAACUUGGCUGCAUGAUUGUCUCCAAGUGUGAACCGGAUACCUUCGAAGAGAUCAUGAAGAUGUUCUCCCGUGUCACUGUACAAUCCGCCUCACUGGCCUACACUACCAAUCCUGAGCAUCGGCGCCAGUACCACAAUGUGUCAGAUGCGAUUGUGAAUGCGCUGGGAAUGAUUGCGGCCAACAUCGAGGGGGAGCUGGAGAUGCUGGAUCUGCUGGGGAAGAUGCUGGAGCUGUUCGUGCAGAUUGGCCUGGAGGGUGAGAGGAGUUACGACAGCACGCCAGGUGUGCAGAAAGCGAGCUCCAGUGCGGGAAAUCUGGGCAUGCUAAUUCCCGUGAUUGCCAUUCUCGUGGAUCGCCUGCCGCCGAUCAGGAAUCCGAAGCAGAGGCUGCACAAGUUGUUCAAGGACUUCUGGCUGUACUGUGUUGUGAUGGGAUUCACAAAUUCACGCCUGUGGCCGUCUGAAUGGUGUCACGGUGUGCAGAGAAUUGCCGCCAAGUCACCACUGCUGAUCAGUCAGACUGCGUACAGGUCGGAGAUGAGGGAGUUGAACUACACGUCAGCUGUGAAGUCGGACAGUGUGAGUCUGAAUGAAUUGAGGAGUCAAAUUCUGCUGCUUCUUGAGCAUCCCACCGACGUGGCGGCAAUCAUUCACAAGCUCACCUUCCCACAAUGCACAUAUCUGUUGAGUGUCUACUGGCUGGAGACGCUGCGCAUUGAGAAUGCCAAGGAGCCGAGUCUUGAGCUCAUCUUCAGCUAUCUGUGUGAUUUGGCACUGCAGAAGGACAAAUCGGGCAUUUGGCAGUGCAUCAAGUGCAUUGGCGAUCAGGUGUUUGAGAAGUUCUGCAAUGUGCUGCUGCUGCAAGACAACUUGAGGGAAAAUGUGCUGGAGAGUCAAGCCAUCUUGCUGCUGGUGUACUUCAAUCACACACACAAGCAGAUUCAAGUGGUGGCCGAUCAAUACUUGUCACAGUUUGUGGACAAAUUCCCGGACUUGCUGUGGAAUCGACGAUUUCUCUGGUGCAUGCUGGACAUUCUGCAGUUGCUCUCUUUCUCCCUGUCACUGAAUCCCAACGAGGAGUCACCGAGUCUCAAGGUUCAGGGCACACCGUACACACUGCAGCUGAUGGACAGUCUGCCCGCGCGGGAGGGACGCGUGAAGGACUUCGCCCACCGAUGCCAGGGAAUCUUCAAUGAGGCCAUGAAGUGGGCGCCAAAGCUCAUCAGAAGUCAUCUGCAGGAGUAUCCCAACAAUCUCAAUAUCUCCUCAUUGAGCAAUCACUGCGGUCUGGCGCUGGCUUUCGAGUCCAUCCUCCAGACCAGCAUUGUCAAUUCACCGGGAACUGUGGCAACUGGCGUGAAUGCCAAGCGAUACAACACGCCCAGCACGAAUGACACGUCACAGUUCGUGUCGGUUCUGUGUCUGCGCAGCAAGUAUGCUGGAGAGAUCUCAGGGCUGCUGUCGGUGUUGAAUGACGAGGAGAAGCAGGGCCUGGCGGAUCGACUGAUUAGAGAUGUUUGGGAGGCGUGCAAGGAGAAGUGCGAUAUCAAGCAUCGAGGAGCAGUCUGGAGGGCGACAGCUUAUCUAAUCCUCUGCUCGGGUCUCAAUAGAAAGCUCAUUCAUGCAGUUUCCUCAUCGCAAGUGGAACUCUUCACAGAAUCCUCCGUGACCACGGCGAUUGAGUGUUGGCAGUGGAUUGUCACAGCACGUCAGGAUCUCGAGCUGUGUCUCAUUCAGGAGAUGAUAAGUGCGUGGCAAGCGACUUUCGAGAAGCGCUUAGGCAUAUUUGCCAAGGAAGAUGAGAUCAUGAGUCCAAUGCUGAUGUCUGAUGCCACGGAGAUUGCUUCGCUGCAGAUGAACGUGACUCCACAUGCCAUCUGGCUGCAGCUGCUGUCGGAAAUGGUGGACACGGCGAAGUACUGUAACAGGGACAAAGUGGAGAUGUUCUGCCUGCUGCUGCAUCGAUGUCUGCCCAUUGGGACACGAGAUAUGCGAUUGAAUCACAAUAUUGCCGCUGUGGGAUGCAGAUUCAAGUUGCUACAGUGUGGCUUGUCGCUUCUGCAGGGAAACACCAUUGCCAAGUCAAUGGGGAGGAAUAUUCUGCGAGAGCGGAUUUAUAGUUAUGCCUUGGAUUACUUCUGUGGUCCACAGAUAUCGCCAACGCAGACGAGGAAGGUACUUUAUGAUGAUAUUCUGGUGUUGUUGAAGUUCUGGCAGACAAUGAGGAGUGAGAAGAAGUAUUUGGUGUCGUCUGAGUUGGUGGAUUUGGACACGACGGGUCAAUUUCCCACAACUUCAUCAUCCACGAGACCAUUGAGUGAGGUUUCUGUGGCCGGGAGUGAUUUGGCCAAGAGCAAUAGCACAGGAACUGGUGGAUGGUACAACACAAUUCCCCACUCAACAUCAACACUGUCCAAGAAGUCAACGAGGAGCAAGAGGAGUCCCUUCCAGAUCGAUGACACCAACAAGGAGUACAUGAAGAAGAGGAACUUGAUCAUGGAUUUGCUGGCUCUGGAGAUUGAGUUCCUCAUAACGUGGUACAAUCCCACCUCGGCGCCGGAUCAUGUCAUUCCCGGUGAAACAAUGAUCAGCGAGUGGAGAGCCAGACCGACAAAGGUGCAUAUUUGGCGUGAUCAUGCACGCGUGGCGUGGGCUCACAAUCCAGCUCUCGGCAUCUAUUUGAUUCAGAGGAUUCGCAAUGACGACAGUGUAAUCGAUGAGAUAUCGCGACUGGUGUGUCAGGAUCCCAUUCAAGUGGCGCAUCUGCCGGAGGCCAUCAAGUACUUGGUGACAACGAAGACUCUCCUCAGCGAAGUGCCGGAACUCGUGCAGAUGCUCUCGUGGAGUCGCGUGGGUCCCAUUCAAGCCAUGUCAUACUUCUCCAGACAGUAUCCAUUGCAUCCGCUGUCGGCUCAGUAUGCCAUCAAGUCCCUGAACUCCUGUCCGGCCAAUUCAAUUCUGCCGUACAUUCCGCAACUCGUGCAGGCGCUGCGAUAUGACACAAUGGGCUACAUUGCGGAGUUCAUCAAGCACAUCUCCAAGAGAUCACAAAUUGUGGCUCAUCAAUUGAUAUGGAACAUGCAGACGAAUAUGUAUGUGGAUGAGGAUCAGCAUCACAAGGAUUCUCUCUAUGACACACUGGACGCUCUGACGCAGAACAUCAUAAACUCCUUCUCAGGUGCGGCAAAGAGCUUCUACGAGCGUGAGUUUAGCUUCUUCAGCAAAAUUACAGCUGUGAGUGGUGAUAUUCGGGGCUUCCCGAAGGGUCAGGCGAGGAAGAAGGCGUGUCUGGAGGCGCUGAGCAAGAUUAAAGUGCAGGCCGGCUGCUAUUUGCCCUCCAAUCCCGAAGCAAUGGUCCUGGAUAUUGACUACAACAGCGGCACACCGAUGCAGAGUGCCGCCAAGGCACCUUAUCUGGCGCGAUUCCGCGUGCUGCCGUGCGGAAUCUCAGAAUUUGAGUCGAUGGUGAUGGAAGAGCAGAGCUCAGUGGGCUUGAGUCAGACGGAGGCAUCGACAAAUGUGUGGAAAGCAGCUAUCUUCAAGGUGGGCGAUGAUGUGAGGCAGGAUAUGUUGGCACUGCAGGUGAUUACGAUCUUCAAGAACAUCUUCAGACAAGUUGGACUUGAUCUCUUCCUUUUUCCCUAUCGCGUGGUGGCCACGGCGCCGGGAUGUGGAGUGAUUGAGUGUGUGCCGAAUGCCAAAUCGCGAGAUCAACUGGGAAGACAAACAGAUUCCGGGCUGUAUGAGUAUUUCCUGCAUCAGUAUGGCGAUGAGACUGGUCGGGACUUCCAGACGGCGCGCAGUAACUUUGUGAAAUCAAUGGCGGCGUACUCGGUGAUUGGAUAUCUGCUGCAGAUCAAGGAUCGUCACAACGGAAACAUCAUGAUUGACACGGAUGGCCACAUAAUUCACAUUGAUUUCGGCUUCAUGUUUGAAUCGUCACCCGGUGGGAAUAUCGGCUUCGAGACUGACAUGAAGAUCACCGAUGAAAUGGUGAUGGUGAUGGGUGGGAAGAUGGACGCACCGGGAUUCCGGUGGUUCUGCGAACUCUGCGUGCAAUCCUUCUUAGCUGUGCGUCCCUAUCAAGACGCUAUUGUCUCUCUGGUGUCGCUCAUGCUGGACACAGGACUGCCGUGCUUCCGCGGGCAGACCAUCAAUCUGCUGAAGCAGAGAUUUGUGCCCAACAAGAGCAACAAGGAAGCAGCAGCUCACAUGUUGGCCAUCAUUCGGAACUCAUAUCAGAACUUCCGCACGCGCACGUACGACAUGAUCCAAUAUUACCAGAAUCAGAUACCCUACUAAACUACCCAGCGAUAUGCAACAUAUAUUUAUCGAAUUGUGAUUAGGAAAUCUUAGGAAAAAUCAGUGUAUUUAUGACAAUUAUUAUUGUGGGCAAAUGAAACCGUUGAAUGUUCAAAA